GCCGGACCCCGCUCCUCACCAUCCAUCGGAAUACAAACUGCAUAUAUUAACCAUAACCAUCAAGAUAAUCAACAUGACACCAUACCCAUCAAACAUGGACCUCCUCCAGAAAUCCUACUCCUACGGCACAUCCCCCCUCACCAACUCCUCCUCGCAACCGCUUCACGUCUACCUCUUCGGCGCAAGCAUCACCCAAUCCCUCUCCCCACUCAUCGCACACAUUCUUUUCCGCGCGCUUCACGCAAAAUGGACCUACAAUCUGCACCAGACGACCAGUCCGGCUGAGUUUACUGCAAAACUGAAUGAGGAAACCUACAUCGGCGGGUCAAUCACCAUGCCCAACAAACUCACCUUCAUGGAUUGUCUGGAUGACAUCACCGACGAAGCGAGGGUGAUUGGGGCUGUGAAUACGAGCUUUAUCAGACUUGAUGAUGCAAGAAGACGCCAUAUUGGUACGAAUACAGACUGUAUUGGGAUUUGGGAGACGAUUAUCCACCGGAAUCCGGACGAUAGAUAUACAGCGCGAGGAAAGCCCGCGCUGGUCAUCGGGGCGGGUGGUGCGGCGAGAAGUGCCGUCUACGCGCUGUGGACGUGGUUUGGGGCAUCUGAGAUCUAUGUUGUGAAUCGACUGCAGUCGGAAGUAGACACGAUGAUCACUUCUUUUCGAUCUAACAUACCAGACAUCAAAAUUCGGUAUAUCCCCUCAGUUGAAUAUCUGGAAGGUAUCUCGAUGCCCUAUCUCAUCGUGGGAACUAUCCCAGAUUACCCACCCAAGGAAGAAGGCGAGAUACGUUGCUGGCGCAUCACCGAGGCUAUUUUGAAGAAACAGACAGGCGUGUUGUUGGACAUGUGCUAUAUGCCAUCUCCUGUGACGACGUUGCUCAAGAUGGGCAAGACAUAUGGAUGGGCUGUGAUUUCGGGAGCAGAGGUGUUGGUGCAGGUUUGUGUUGCGCAGCAGAUUUUGUGGUUGGAGAGAGAGGCUGUACCAGAGGCUGUGGAGGAGGCACUAGAGGCUGUUAGAGUGAGGGUUGAAGCUAGAUUGUGAUUUAUCCAAGAAUAAACAUACUCGUGUGUCUACGGA
This is a messenger RNA of Aspergillus wentii DTO 134E9, 1081 nucleotides long. RefSeq names its product shikimate dehydrogenase family protein. The record is from RefSeq and is a predicted model, not a curated record. Gene Ontology annotation, molecular function: shikimate 3-dehydrogenase (NADP+) activity. Gene Ontology annotation, biological process: chorismate biosynthetic process; shikimate metabolic process. The transcript has a single exon. Bases 74 to 1045 code for a protein of 323 amino acids. NCBI's taxonomy places the organism in Eukaryota, Fungi, Ascomycota, Eurotiomycetes, Eurotiales, Aspergillaceae.